AAUAACCACUGUAACCAAUAACCAGAUAACCCAAUCGUUGACCAGAGCAGUCAUUGAGAACAGUUCCUAGGAAGGGUGACUGUCUAUCAUCUGUGCGCAGAAAAGAAGGUCUCAGAAAAACACAACUGUUUGUCGUUCUUUCUACAGAGCACACUAACCCUCCUUCCUUCUUCCCGUUUUCUCCACUUUCAUAUUCGUUCCAACCAUGGCUGAGGACGGCAUCAGGAGAACAAAAACCGGCAUCCCCUUACCGGGACCAGAGAGACCCGCUCGUCCGGAAUGGGCUCUGGACGAAAACGACUUUCUCAAGGAAAUGGAUUCAGUCCCCUUGUUCAUGAACAAGUUGCCCGAGGACGCCAGCGAAAACCCUCUUAUUCUGGCGCUCCAGGAUCUCGCCUACGAUGGAACACCUGAAGAGGUGGCCGAAAACUUUAAGAACCAAGGAAACGAUUGUUUUAAGCAAGGAAAGAAGUUCUACAAGGAUGCCCUUGUUUUUUAUACCAAUGGUCUGGAGGUGUUCUGCAAGGACGACAAAUUGAAUGAGACUCUCUACGUCAACCGUGCCGCCUGCAACCUCCAUUUCGGCAAUUACAGGAAGGUCUUGACCGACUGCGCCCACGCCCUUAAGCUAAACCCCAAGAAUGUCAAGGCCCUCUUCCGAUCCGCCAAGGCUCUGUUCACACUAGAAAUGUACCCCGAGGCCAUUGACUGUUGCGACCAUGCCUUGAAUGCCGAGCCCGAUAAUCAGGCAGUCAAGGACGAGCGGGCCAAGAUCCAGGCAGAAUUUGAUCGCAAGGAACAGAUCAGGCGAGAGAAGGAGCUGCGGGAACAAAAGAUUCGGGAAAAAAAGAUGAUAAUCGAGACUGCACUAAAGAAGCGUAAAAUCAAGACGGCAGCGACUCCGGGAUUCAAACCGGAUCAUCCGCACGAGCUUCAGUUGGACCAGGAUUUGGAUCAGUUGACGAUUCCGACGUUCUUUUUGUACCCGGAGCAUAAUGAGUCGGAUCUUAUUCAGGCGUUUAAUGAGCAGGAUGCGAUUGGAGAGCAGUUGGCCGAGAUCUUUUAUGAACCGGCACCGUGGGAUCCGGAGCACAAGUAUAAGCCUGAGACAGUACAGACGUAUUUUGAGACGGAAGAUAGUGGUGGAAACUUGGGGUUGAUGAAGGUCGGCCCAAACGUCAAGUUCAUAACGGUGCUCUCGCAUUCGAAGUAUAUCCUCAGAGACGGUAUUGCACGAUUUAUGGUCGUUCCUAAGGAGGAUAGUCAGUGGAAGAAGGAUUGGCUGGCCAAGUAUGGCAAGACGAUGUCGCAUCGCAAAUCGAUGCUCCGGAACUUGGUCACACAGCUGAUUCAGCACGAUCGUAUCAAGACGACUCUUCCAAAAGCUCAGGAGCUCAAGGCCCUUGCUGACCAGAUGAUCACCCUCGGAAAGCGCGGUGAUUUGCAUGCCAAGGUCCAGGCUGCAUCUUUCCUCAGAGAACACGAGACGACAUUGCCAAAGCUGUUCGGUCCCUUGGCUGAGCGUUUCAAGAGCCGAAAGGGCGGGUACACGCGCAUCCACAAACUCGGUAACCGGUUCGGUGACAAUGCACCCGUGGCCGUUAUCGAACUGAUCGACGGACCCGGCGAUCUCAAGAAUCAGAUGCUGCUCAGGGCCUUGGCACGACAGGAAGAAGGGAAGGCCGGAUCGAUCAAGGAAAUCGUCGAGGCGAAUUUGAAAGAGGUGAAGACGACACCGGGCUUCAAGAGCAAGGCCCUUGCCCGUCAUAUUCCUAAAGUCCUGAGUUCGAACAAGUGGGAGCUCGCGGAUCUGGAGGCCAAAGUCAGAGAAUUGUCGCUCGGCGGCGGUGCAGCGAAGGAGGGCAAGGUCUUUGAUGCAACUUCAACAAAGGCAUAAGGAAAACAUGAAACACAUGAAGCGGACAAAAUUACGGGAUACAGAACAGAAUGGGAUUCAGCAAGGGUGCUGUUUUUAGCCAGGAAGGAAGACCAUGGAUCGGCAGUAGAUCUCUAUGCAUUUUUCUUUUUUCUUUUUUUUUGUGUGUCGACAAAUAGAUAUGGAUUCACUUUUUUUUU
Messenger RNA from Gamsiella multidivaricata, 2076 nucleotides. RefSeq lists its product as uncharacterized. Gene Ontology annotation, molecular function: structural constituent of ribosome; Hsp90 protein binding. NCBI's taxonomy places the organism in Eukaryota, Fungi, Mortierellomycota, Mortierellomycetes, Mortierellales, Mortierellaceae. The transcript is spliced from 6 exons. Gene Ontology annotation, cellular component: ribosome. Bases 206 to 1897 code for a protein of 563 amino acids. The record is from RefSeq and is a predicted model, not a curated record. Gene Ontology annotation, biological process: translation.